Lethenteron reissneri (Far Eastern brook lamprey) is the source of this 2009-nucleotide messenger RNA. RefSeq names its product epithelial cell adhesion molecule-like. Gene Ontology annotation, cellular component: membrane. The record is from RefSeq and is a predicted model, not a curated record. NCBI's taxonomy places the organism in Eukaryota, Metazoa, Chordata, Hyperoartia, Petromyzontiformes, Petromyzontidae.
UGUCUCUCCGCUCAUUCCACGCGCGACUCGUGCACCAGCGAGGAGCACUUCGCCUGUUGUUGCCGACAACUUUAACAACAAAUUAACGCGCCUAAACGUUCGUAACGAGCGUUGAGAAUUGCCCCCCCCUCGCCCAACACCCAAACGGAACGAGCAAAUCAAGAAGAGGAAUUAUUGAGCCGUGAUAUUUCAAUUUAAAAACAAAAUUAUUUUUUUUGGUGUCACUCGAGGAGGGAAUUUGGCGACGAUCGUGACAACGACAACGAAGACGACGAAGAUGACGACGACGACUCCGCUGUUCGUGGUCGCGGUGGUGGCGAUGUUCUGCGUGAGCGCGGCCCAAUCACCGUGCCCGGCGCCCAGCACGUGUCAGCAGGACACCUGCGCCGGCAUGCGGUGCCCGAAUAACGAGUUCACCUACUGCGAGGUGGACUGCACCACCUGCAAGCCCAAAUUCCUCGACCUGGAGAAGCAGGAGGAGAAGUGCGACAAACUGACGCUCAAGUGCCGCCUCAUGCACCUGGAGAUGGUGAAGAAGAAGAAGGGCUCGCGCAGCGGCGGGGUGCCCGAAGGCGGCCGCCAGGACACGGACGAACUGUACGACCCGGACUGCGAUGCGCAGCAGCAGUUCAAGGCGAAGCAGUGCGACAACGCCACGGGGGAGUGCUGGUGCGUCAACAGCGCCGGGGUGCGCAACACCGACAAGAGCAAGAGCGGCGUGGACUGCCCCAAGCUCGUGUUGAGCUCCCAAAUCGUGCUGGACUUCUUCAUACCAAUGGAUCACAAACCCUCCGACGAUGAGAAGACGCAGAAUGUGCAGAAAGUUAAGGACAUUCUCCAAAAGAACUACAAACUUCUUCCUGAACAGUUCAAAAAUGUCCAACUGCUGGACACGCGGAACAUGAUCGUGACGCUGACGCAGAACGUGUCCGGGAACGUGGCUGACAUUGCGACAGUCGCCUACCUCGCAGAAAAACAACUGAAGACGGGCAAGCUGCAGACGAGUGAUACUCCGCCGCAAACCAUAGAGGUGGACCCAGACGCGCGGAAGCCCAUCGUGUGGUUCUACGACGACGAGCCACCACGCAUGAGCCCCUCUCGCAUGGCGCCCGGCAUCAUCGCCAUCAUCGUCAUCGCCGUGCUCGCCGCCGUCGCCGCUGCCGUCAUCUUCUUUUGGUGGAAGAAGCAGCAAGGAACCAAGAAGUACAACCGUGCUCACAAGGAGCAGCAGGAACUGCAGGACACUGCCUAAAUCUCCCGGCCGGGCUCGACUUCAGUUCGAGCCGCGGGGUGCUGCUCUGUUCGAGGGGGGUCCCUUGACCCCGUAGCGGGGCAUCGUGGUGGGGAGGGAUCUGGUUGCGUUUUUCAGUAGCUGCGUUAACAGGUGCUUGGGUUUCUACUUAUUCUUUCAUUCAUUCGGCCCGAUUCUUACGUUGGCGGAUACCGCUUUUCCACCGGUAUUUUUGUUGUUGGGGUGUGGGGGAAACGGGGCAAAUGUUUUUUUGCCACAGCAGAGCAAGGUUUGGCGGGGGGGGGGGGGGGGGCUUGGCGAUGAGGAGUUAUCGCUGGAGAUGCGCUUCGGUGGCGACGUGCAACGUGGGGCCGAUUUCACGAGGAUUUCACGCCGUCGUUUUUUUGCAUUGCCAUUAAAAAAAUAACAAUAAUGGCGUUUUUGUGCGACGUCUGAGCUUUUGCCCAUGUAGAAUUAUAGGCUCGCGUGUUUGCGCUGGAAACAUUUUACGCCUCAAUUUACACUGUACUGUACUUCUUUCUCCUGCCGUGCCAUUUUGUAUGACUUUAUUUUAUAUAUAACUACAAAGUACGUGUUUGUAAAUAUGGAAAUACUGAGUAAGGCAUUGCGAUAAGGGGGCCACACGUGUACACGUGUGCUCCUCUGGUUUUCUUUUUUUAAACAAUGCUUUUGUACACUGUUUAAAAAAAUAUAUUUGCUCAUUCAUUUUUACGCUCAGUUCUGCUUAAAUGUUCAAUAAAGAUCUACGUACACAAUG